AUAUGCGAACGUAACUUGGACUUGUACAGAGUCCAGACUCCCUCUCUCUUCCACACACUUCAGUGGCUUUUCUCCGCUCAAUCAAUGGUGUUUUUAUAUGUAUAUGACAACGAAAAGCUAAGAGACAAAGCGCAGACCAUUUCUGGCCCAGGAUUCGGAACAUCUGGCUAUAGGAUUUCAUGAAUGCUGAAGAUGGUUUAAAGCAACUUGAUAUUUUUCUGAUAAGUGUACGACAUACUACCUGUUGAUAUUGAGUUGGAACCCAUAAUUUAUGUGAAGUUUUAUGAGAGUCUGACAGAAAAUCUUAUUAUUACUUGUCUUGAGGGAUGAUGCAUCUUAUGCUAAUGCACGGUUACCUUUGUUGGGGCAUUCUGUUGGGGCAUCCUUUUGUAUCUGGGCUUAGUCUUGGCUCAGGGCAGCAUAGAGGCGGAGGAUCUGGGGCAGAAGGCUGGUCAAGUGAUUUUGGUUCAGCUUUACGUAAUGGUUCUGAAACCAGCAUCUAUAAACAUGUCAAAAGAUCAAGCUUUUCAUCCCAGCCUAAUAAUAAUUCAGUAUCUUGUGAGGAUCUGGAAGGUGUUGGCUCAUUUAAUACCACCUGCUUGCUAAACUCAAAUUUUCGGUUGAAUUCUGAUCUUUACAUCUAUGGUACUGGAAACCUAGAGAUUCUCCCGCACGUUUCAAUUGAGUGUCCUAUUCAAGGUUGCGUUAUUGUUUUUAACAUGUCCGGAAAUGUUAAUGUUGGUCAACAUGCAACUAUUAGUGCUGGUUCUAUAAUAUUUUCUGCUGCAAAUCUGACCCUUGAAAGCAAUUCUUCGAUUAACUCUACGUCCUUGGGUGGACCACCACCUUCUCAAACUAGUGGUACACCAGUUGGCUAUGAUGGUGCUGGUGGAGGGCAUGGUGGCCGAGGUGCUUCCUGCUUGAAAAAUAAUGUGACAAAAUUCUGGGGUGGUGAUGUUUAUGCUUGGUCAUCUUUGUCUGAACCCUGGAGUUAUGGGAGUAAGGGUGGUGGCACAUCUGCUGAAAAGCCAUUUGGUGGGAAUGGCGGAGGACGUGUUAAGCUUCUUGUCAAGGAUAUUCUAUAUUUAAAUGGAUCUAUAACUGCAGAAGGUGGGGAUGGAGGACAAAAAGGGGGAGGUGGAUCUGGUGGAAGUAUCUUUGUACAUGCUGUAAAGCUGAAGGGAUAUGGAAGAAUAAGUGCAGCAGGUGGGAGGGGAUGGGGAGGAGGUGGUGGUGGAAGAAUCUCUCUGGAUUGUUACAGCAUACAAGAAGAUGUCAAAGUUACUGUGCAUGGUGGUAUGAGUAUUUGCUGUCCAAGGAAUUCUGGCGCAGCUGGCACGUACUUCAAUGCAGAUCUACUGAGUUUAAGGGUUGGCAAUGACAAUGUCACAACAGAAACUGAAACCCCUUUGCUUGAUUUUCCGACCACCCCGCUAUGGUCACAUGUUUUCGUAGAGAACAACGCAAAAGUUUUAGUCCCUUUGCUUUGGACCAGAAUUCAGGUGAGGGGCCAAAUUAGUCUCUAUUGUGGGGGGACAAUUGUCUUUGGACUGUCUCAGUAUCCAGUGUCUGAAUUUGAGCUUGUCGCCGAGGAACUUUUGAUGAGUGAUUCCGUCAUUAAGGUUUUUGGCGCAUUUAGAGUUGCCAUCAAAAUGCUGCUCAUGUGGAACUCCAAGAUUGAAAUCGACGGUGGUGGAAAUACUGUUGUUACUGCUUCUGUCCUUGAAGUCAGGAAUCUGGUUGUUCUGAGGGAAUACUCUGUUAUUAGUUCAAAUGCAAACUUGGGUGUAUAUGGUCAGGGAUUGCUGAAGUUGUCUGGUCGUGGUGAUGCAAUCCAAGGCCAGCGGCUUUCCUUGUCCCUUUUUUAUAACAUAACUGUUGGCCAGGGUUCUUUACUUCAAGCUCCACUUGAUGAUGAUGGAAGUAGAAGCCUGGUAACAAACUCCCUUUGUGAGAGUCAGACAUGCCCAGUGGAUCUGAUAACUCCACCUGAUGACUGCCAUGUCAAUUAUACACUCUCCUUUUCCCUUCAAAUAUGUCGUGUUGAGGAUCUUCUCGUGAAUGGACUUAUCAGAGGCAGUAUAAUUCACAUCCACAGGGCAAGGACUGUCAUUAUUGAUACUGGUGGUGUGAUUACUGCUUCAGAAUUAGGUUGCAGUGAAGGUAUUGGAAGGGGAAACUAUUCCAAUGGAGCAGGUAGUGGUGCUGGACAUGGGGGUAGAGGGGGCUCUGGGAAUUUCAACGGGAGGGUGAGCAAUGGGGGUGACAAAUAUGGUAAUGCUGAUCUCCCCUGUGAAUUGGGUAGUGGAACUGUAGGCCCUAAUCAAUCAUAUGGGCAUGUGGUUGGAGGCGGGAUGAUAGUAAUGGGAUCAAUCCAGUGGCCACUCGUAAAGCUUGAUGUUUAUGGAUCUUUGAGGGCUGAUGGUCAAAGCUUUGGUAGAGCAGUGAGAUAUGGCAACGGUUCUUUGAUUAGUGGACUUGGUGGAGGUUCUGGUGGGACAGUCCUCCUUUUCCUUCAAGAGCUUAGGCUUUCAAAGAUGUCGUCUUUAUCUAUUGUUGGGGGCAAUGGUGGCCCUCUAGGUGGUGGUGGCGGUGGCGGUGGGAGAGUUCAUUUUCACUGGUCUAAGAUAGAUGUUGGUGAUGAAUAUGCUCCAGUUGCAAGUAUAAAUGGCUCCCUAAACAAUAGCGGAGGUGCUGGGCACAAUGGUGGUCUUCGUGGAGAGGAAGGCACAGUUACUGGAAAAAAAUGCCCUAAGGGUCUCUAUGGUACUUUCUGCAAGGAAUGCCCUAUUGGAACUUACAAAGAUGUUGAGGGCUCUGAUGAACAUCUUUGCACGCCGUGUUCUAUUGAACUUCUUCCCAAUCGUGCUAAUUUCAUAUACGUGCGAGGAGGAGUUAGUCAGCCAUCUUGUCCCUAUAAAUGCCUUUCCGACAAAUAUAGGAUGCCAAGUUGCUACACGCCUUUUGAGGAGCUCAUAUAUACUUUUGGGGGGCUUUGGCCUUUUGCACUUGCGUUGUCAUGCAUAUUGGUCCUUCUAGCUUUUCUCUUAAAUACUUUGAGAAUAAAAGUGGUUGGAUCAAGAACUUAUCAUCGGGAAAAUACAAUUGAACACCAGAGUCAUAGCCAUUUUCCGUACCUUCUUUCUUUAUCAGAGGUGCGGGGAACCAGAGCCGAGGAAACUCAAAGCCAUGUUCACAGAAUGUAUUUCAUGGGUCCCAAUACUUUUAGAGAACCAUGGCAUCUUCCUUACUCUCCUCCCAAUGCAAUUAUAGAAAUUGUGUAUGAAGAUGCUUUUAACAGAUUUAUUGAUGAGAUUAACUCUGUUGCUGCAUUUGAUUGGUGGGAAGGGUCAGUUCACAUCAUACUUUCAAUUCUUGCAUAUCCUUGCGCCUGGUCUUGGAAGCAGUGGCGAAGGAGAAAUAAAAUUCAUCGCCUUCAGGAAUACGUCAAGUCUGAAUAUGACCACUCGUGUCUGCGCUCAUGCAGAUCCCGAGCUCUGUACAAGGGGAUGAAGGUUGGGGCAACACCAGACUUGAUGGUGGCAUAUAUUGAUUUUUUUGGUGGCGAUGAGAAGCGUUUGGACAUGGUAUCAAUUAUACAGAAGAGAUUCCCUAUGUGUAUAAUUUUUGGUGGUGGUGGAAGCUAUAUGUCACCUUACAAUCUUCACAGUGAUACAUUGUUGACAAAUCUUCUUGGCCAGCAUGUCCCAGCAACUGUUUGGACUCGUUUGGUGGCUGGUUUGAAUGCUCAGUUAAGGACAGUGAGGCAUGGAUCCAUCCGCUCUGCACUUAUUCCGGUUAUUAACUGGAUAAAUAGUCAUGCAAACUCACAACUGGACUUCCAUGGGGUUAAAAUUGAGCUGGGAUGGUUCCAAGCAACAGCUUCGGGUUACUAUCAGCUGGGUGUUUUGGUAGCUGUCGGUGAUUAUUCUAUCCACAAUUUGCACCCACCGGAUUUGUUGGGCAGAAGUGCUGAUGAAUCUCCAAGGCAAAAGGUUGCAUGCCCAAGAAAAAGUCUUAAGCAGCAAACUUGGGCAUGUACAAGCCAUGCAUUAUCUCUCAAAACAGUCACUGGGGGAAUUAAUGGAGGACUUGUAAAUGAUACUACAUUGAAAUUUCUCGAUUAUAAAAGGGACUUUGCCUUUCCCCUUCAUCUCUUACUGCACAAUUCAAGACCUGUUGGUCGUGAGGACAGCCUGCAGCUGCUGAUCACUAUCAUGAUUUUGGCAGAUCUUUCUGUCACUCUACUUAUGUUGCUUCAAUUCUAUUGGAUUUCUCUUGGGGCUUUCCUUGCCGUGCUGCUCAUUCUUCUAUCCCUACUUUCUCCCUUUCCAGCUGGCUUGAAUGCCUUGUUCAGCAAAGAACCUAGAAGAGUUUCGCUUGCUCGUAUCUAUGCAUUGUGGAAUGCUACAUCUCUAUCGAAUAUUGUUGUGGCUUUUAUCUGUGGCAUAUUCCAUUAUGGAUUUUCCUCUUUCCAGCCGCCUGACAAGACAAGUGCUAGGAACACUAGAAGGGACGAUGAUAAAUGGUGGCUUUUGCCAACCAUCCUUGUGCUGUUCAAGUCAAUACAAGCUCGUUUUGUCAACUGGCACAUUGCAAAUCUAGAAAUCGAAGAUUUGUCACUGUUUUGUCCAGAUCCGGAUGCUUUUUGGGCUUACGAGCCGAGUUCAUGACUAAUGAAAAAGAGUUAUUGCAUUGUGAGUAUCAAUCUCAGCCCCUCUCUCAAAUGCUGAAGGUCAGGGAUCCUCUGCUUCGGGGAAGUUACAUCUACUUUGCUUUGUGAAUAUAUUGAUAGUCGUAUGUAGGAAGGCAUCAGAGUAUAGUUUUCAGUUUUGUCCAUUGUAAUUAAUAGUAUUCAUAGCGGCAUUGGGUGCAGAAUUUUUUUAUUUUUUUAUUUUUGAGUGAUCAUUAAGAGGUGCUUGUGUAAAGAAGGAGAUAGAGAAUAGAUUUCAUUGUUCAGUUUUCACUGAUUGCUCCAUUUUCAUAUAAUACUUUGUAUUAAAAUUAUAUCUGUCAAA
Molecule: messenger RNA, 5018 nt
Organism: Juglans microcarpa x Juglans regia
Lineage: Eukaryota; Viridiplantae; Streptophyta; Magnoliopsida; Fagales; Juglandaceae
Source: RefSeq, a predicted model, not a curated record